GUGUUGUGCGUGAACAGUUAAACGUUGGUCAAAACUACUGUGUUUCCCGUGACCGCAGUGCGACAAAAAGUUCAAUCGUCGAGCAAAUAUCCUGCUAAAGGUGUUUCUGGUGACGAAAGCGAUAGCUGAGGUGCGUUUGCAGAAGAACGCGAUUGAAGAAGAAAGCCCAUUGGUUCGUGUAGCGCAGCUUUGCCCUGGAAGAGGAAGUGCUCAAGUUCUAAAGAGGGCCAGUGGCUGUGUCUGUGUGUGUGCACAGUGCGUUAGUGAGAAUCGCGAAUCAUCGCCCGCUUGGUGGAGACUGAAAAUCGAGCAUUUCUGGUGCACGGACGGGAAAACGACGGCUAAAAGUACACAAUGUCGGUGAUCGGUAUUGACUUUGGCAACGAGUCCUGCUAUGUGGCGGUGGCAAAGGCCGGUGGUAUCGAGACCAUCGCCAAUGACUACAGUUUGCGAGCCACACCCUCGUUUGUUGCGUUCGCCGGCCGCAACCGUGUGCUGGGUGUUGCCGCCAAAAAUCAACAAGUCACAAACAUGAACAACACGAUUGGUGGCUUCAAGCGGCUGCUAGGUCGGAAGUUUGGCGAUCCGGACGUGCAGGAGGAAGUACGUUCGCUGCCGUACCAGGUGGAGGCGACGGCGAACGGUGGCAUCGGCAUACGCGUCAACUACCUGGACGAGGAGCACGUGUUUACGCCGGAGCAGAUCACGGCCAUGCUGUUCACCAAGCUGAAGGAGGACGCGUUCAAGGAGCUGAAGACACAGAUCAACGACUGCGUCAUUACGGUGCCGUCGUACUUUACCAACGCCGAACGGCAGGCCCUGCUCGAUGCGGCCAACAUUUGCGGUCUCAACGUGCUGCGUUUGGUGAACGAAACGACGGCCACGGCACUCAGCUACGGCUUCUACAAGCAGGAUCUGCCGGCGCCGGAAGAGAAGCCGCGCAACGUGGUGUUCGUCGACUGUGGCCACGCAUCGCUGCAGGUGUCGGCGUGCUCCUUCCACAAGGGCGCCCUGAAGAUGCUCGCCAGCUGCUCCGAUUCCGUCGGUGGACGAGAUUUUGACCUCAUGCUGGCGAUGCACUUCAACAAAGAGUUUUUGACAAAAUACAAAAUUGACGCUUCGUCGAAAAAACGAGCUUUCUUGCGCCUGAUGGCAGAGGCAGAGAAGUUGAAGAAAAACAUGUCGGCCAACAGCACGAAGCUGCCGCUUAACAUCGAGUGCUUCAUGAACGAAAUCGACGUCCAUUCGUCGCUGCAGCGCUCGGACAUGGAGGAACUGUGUGGCCACCUCUUCCAGCGGAUCGAGAAAACGAUGCGCAAGCUGCUGGUCGACUCGAAGCUAGCGCCGGAGGACAUCCAUUCCGUGGAGAUUGUUGGUGGCAGCAGCCGCAUUCCGGCCAUCAAGCAUUUGAUCGAGCAAAUCUUCGGUAAACAGGCCAGCACAACGCUCAACCAGGACGAGGCCGUUUCGCGAGGGGCAGCCCUACAGUGCGCCAUCCUGUCGCCGGCCGUUCGCGUGCGCGAAUUUAGCUGCACCGACGUGCAGGCGUACCCGGUGAUGAUCUCGUGGACUGACGCCGAAGGUCCGCACGAAAUGAAGGUGUUCGAGCAGUACCACUCGGCCCCGUUCUGUCGGCUCCUGACGGUGCACCGUAAGGAUCCGAUGACGAUCAACAUGCACUACGAGGCGGACAGUGUUCCGUACCUGGACCCUUCGAUUGGGUCCUACCACGUGAAGGGCAUCAAGCCGGAUGCGGCCGGCGAGUCGCAGGAGGUGAAGGUGAAGGUGCGAAUCAACAGCAAUGGCAUCAUUUUGAUUUCGAGCGCCACGAUGUACGAACGGAAGGAAAGCGAAGAACCCGUCUCACCGACGCCGGCGACCAAUGGUGAACAGAAAGCUGGCGAUGGUAGUGGCCCGCAGGCGGCUACACCUCCGUCACCACAGCCCGGCGACGAUACUGGCAAAGUCGGAGAACCGAUGGACAUUCAGGAGGGUAGCGAUGAUGAGCAACCUAAAAAAGAUCCAAAAUCGAACGAAAGUAGUGGAGAGGGUUGGACGCAGCGAGUCACCAGAUGGUUCACAUCGGUAUGUGCUGACAAAAAGAAGAAGGUUACAACAAAACAGGUGGAGCUGACCGUCGAGUCCCAAACACACGGUUAUGGCACUUCGGAGUUGCACAAAUAUUUCGAGGAAGAAAUGAAAAUGAUCGCCAACGAUCGCCAGGAAAAGGAGCGCAUAGAUGCCAGAAACGCCCUCGAAGAGGCGGUGUACGAGGUGCGGGAAAAGAUUCAAGAGGAAGGGCUGUUGCACGCGUAUAUCGAGCCGAAGGAUGCGUCCGACAUUUGCCGCGAGCUGGAAGAAACCGAAAACUGGCUGUACGAGGAGGGUGAGUCGUGCGAGAAGGCGGUCUACAAGGAACGGUUGGAAAAGCUGCGCGCAAAGAUGGAGCCGAUGCGGGUCCGAUAUGAGGAGUACAGCGGCCAGGAGCAGGCGUUUAGCGAGCUCGGCCACAGCAUUCAGCAGACACUGAAGGCGGUGGAGCUGUACCGUGCGAAAGAACCGAAGUACGAUCAUCUGACCGAGACCGAGAUGAUCAACAUUACCGAGGCGGCUCAGAAGGCACAGAAGUGGUAUGAUGAGGCCCGAUCAAAGCUGGUCGGAGUGCGCAAAACGCAGGAUACGCCCGUUAAGCUUGCCGACAUUCGUCACGAAACGCAAACGCUCACCGCGUGCACGAAUUCGGUGCUGAACAGACCGAAACCGAAACCUCCAACUCCGCCGGCAGACCAGCAAAAUGGAGGCAAUGGAGGAUCGGAACCGACGGCUGCCGGAGGUGAACAGCAUGAAUCGCAUGGACCCAAACAAACGACAGAGGACUCCAUGGACGUAGAAUAAUUUUCUUAAGCGCCAACAAACGCAAACCAGCACACACACACACACACACUCGUACGCUAUUUUCCCCAUCAACAAGAGCUCUUCUCGCAAGAGAGCCGUUCGCACCAUAAGAGCACCAACUACAUCCGGUCAAAGUUCGACCAGGUGUAGUACACUUUUCCGUUUCUGUGUUAUGGAGCAACUCAAUGUUAUGUUUGUACUUGACAACUAUCCAUCCUACGCCAGCAAAGAGGAGAGUGUUGCAAACCAAUAUUCAACCCUCCUGGGCCGGGUGUGUGUUCCAGUAUGUGCAAAACAAUUUGACUUUGUUUCUCAUCUGAUUCUUGCGCUCAGAACCAGAGCCGCCGCCGCAGACUGGAGUAAAGAAUGGUCUGUGACAACAAGGGAAAGAUGUGGCUCAUAUUACGGAUUUCCUUCCGUUCCUUUUUUCUAUCCCAUCUAUUCAUGCUACAUCUCCAAAUACCGAUGUCUUGUUUCUCAUGCUUAUGUUCUUUUUAAAAGCUACUAUUGGCAAGCGAGGCGAGCCACGUGCGAUUGAGCUUUGCCGACAAAUCUGUAUUGUCUUCUUUUGAUAACACUAGCCCUAAUGUACGUUACAUGCGUUUUCCCCCACGUCAGUUUGCAACUGGCUGUGUCUUUCACUCAGUAGCGAAAAGGAGAAGAUGGUAGGACAAAUAUUAUUACAUACCGGGAGUAAAUAUCGAGAGCAUUAGGUUGAGCUUUUAUGCAAAUGCGUUAACUAAACUUUUGCAGUCGAGCAAACGGCCGAAACAACUGCGCGAGGAUAGUGGAAAGGUUUGAAGAUCGUACCGAUAAAUAUACGUUCCUUUGUAACCCCUCAAACGCAGAUGCUAUUUAUCUUUAAACAUACCGAAUUGAUACCGAGAAUCGAACGAUAAAAUGUUGAUAUGAGUAGGUACGACUAAUGGCCUCACUCGAUCGGCACCAGCGCAUUCGCACUAUUUCAGUACAUCACUUCCGAAUCAUGUGGACAGUGUACUGUUCGUCAGCUGCAUUUGCAUUAUAGUGCAGCUUUUCAAAUAAAUGCCUUUGAAGAGAUUGAAAACCGAUCAAUAACAGCUCACGGAACAACAUUUUACGGAAACUUGAAUAUCAAAAUCGCAAAUGUCAUAUUCGCAAUCAUCAUUCAGUGUAGACUGGCAAAUAAGUCGAUUGUCUGUUCACAUUGAGAUCAAGAAAAUUGGUAAGAUUUAGAUUUGUGGUGCCGUGCCAGGUUGGUAUAAUGCAAAGAAAAAAGUCUCGAACGUCUUAUAACGACGCCUUCAUGUGCGAUUUGGAUGUAUUGGAAUAAAACA
Anopheles cruzii is the source of this 4211-nucleotide messenger RNA. It is a transcript of the gene Hsc70Cb, whose product is annotated as heat shock 70 kDa protein 4. NCBI's taxonomy places the organism in Eukaryota, Metazoa, Arthropoda, Insecta, Diptera, Culicidae. The record is from RefSeq and is a predicted model, not a curated record. Gene Ontology annotation, molecular function: ATP binding; ATP-dependent protein folding chaperone. Gene Ontology annotation, biological process: protein folding. The coding region runs from base 355 to 2895 and encodes 846 amino acids. The transcript is spliced from 6 exons. Gene Ontology annotation, cellular component: cytosol; nucleus.